UUUAUGCCCAAUUUCCUCUAUAAUCCAUUUCGCCUUCCGGCGACCACAAAACUCACGAUGGAUAAACAACGGCCGAUAAUCGCCGCCUCCGAAUCGGACGAUGAGCUAUCAGCCUUUCUGAAAUCGGGCAUCUACCGGUUCGAAAACGCCAACGCCUGCUUCAUCGAUCCCGUUCGGGUCCUGAACCGCUCAUACACCCGGUUCAAGGUUUCUGGCUCGGCUUACUACUCCCGCUUUUUCCACGCUUCGGAAAUCUCCCUUGCCAAUCACAGUAAUGAAGCGCCCAAAAACUCGAAGAAGCGGAAACGCAGCGAGAAGAAGAAGAAAAAGGGACAAACACUCAACUCGCGGGAACAGAUGGCCGAUCAACGUCAUCAGGAGGUGAGACCAGCAUUGUUGAAGGCGCACGAAGCUCUGCUGGGCACGACUCAGCUUCUGGAAGCUUUGAGGGAUUUGAGAAAUGACUUCGAAAACUGUAACGGAGAAUCAAUUUCGAAGGGAAGUGAGGUUGAUUUUGUGGAAAUAGGAGGAGUUUGGCAAGCUCCAUUUUACGAGAUCGUCCUUAAACAUCAUGAAGACGACACCACAGUCGAAACUGCAGGUGUUGAGUCCUGUUGUCAGACAGCACUUCCUGUGUUCAGUAAUCUCGUUGCCAAUGAAGGGAGUCUUGAGAUAGAGGCUGAAUUACUUGGCCACCAGUACAUUUUGCCAAAGAGAAGUUCUUUUUACAUGUCCGACUUUACUAAUGCUUUGUUCCUUGUCAUGAGGAAGUCCGAUCUCAGUCAAAUCCACAACCUAAUUCCUGCUGAUUCUGAUUGUGGCUUCAACCUAAUAAUGAUUGAUCCUCCAUGGGAAAAUAGCAGCGCACGCCAGAAACAAAAGUACCGGACAUUGCCUAAUCGCUACUUUUUAUCCCUUCCUAUAAAGCAACUUGCCCAUAUUGCUGGGGCCUUAGUAGGCUUAUGGGUGACAAAUAGGGAAAAAUUGUGGAACUUUGUGGAAAAUGAAUUAUUCCCGAAAUGGGGAGUCAAGCAUGCUGCCACCUUUUACUGGCUGAAGGUGAGACCUGACGGCUUGUUGAUCAGUGAACUUGAUCUAUUCCACCACAGGCCGUACGAAUGCCUUAUUCUCGGUUUUAGUCAAGGGAAGGAAAUGAACUCCGAACAGCUCCUGAGUUUGAAACGUAUUCCUGAUAAUCAAAUUUUCAUCAGUGUCCCAGGAGACUAUUCGAGGAAGCCCCCAAUUGGAGAAUUUCUACUGGAGCAUGUGCUGGGAUUUAAGCCCGCCCGCUGCAUUGAAUUGUUUUCUAGAGAGAUGAUGCCUGGAUGGACGUCGUGGGGAAACGAACCCCUUCACUUUCAAGAUUCGAAAUACUUUCUUCAGGCUACAGAUAACUUAUAGCAUUCCCAUCAUCUAUUAAGACGAGUGAUUAUGAGUUGGGUUCUCAAUAUAUGAUGAUUUGUCCAUUGUUGAUUGCUUUCGCAUUCUACCUAAUACCAUACUUCCCCGAGCAUGCCAUGUUUAGCUUAAAGGACUCGGUUAGUUUCCUUAUGAAAUGGCCAAGUGGAUUAGGAUUAUAUUAGCUUUUGAUAUUAUAGCCAAUGAAAGGUGUUGCAGCAAACCCCAAUGUUUAA
Molecule: messenger RNA, 1634 nt
Organism: Striga asiatica
Lineage: Eukaryota; Viridiplantae; Streptophyta; Magnoliopsida; Lamiales; Orobanchaceae
Source: the annotation of a GenBank genome assembly